GGUCCACCAUGGCGGCCACCGCGACCAGCAACCCGUCUCAGCUGCUGCCGCUCGAGCUUGUGGACAAAUGCAUAGGCUCCCGCAUUCAUAUUGUGAUGAAGAGUGAUAAAGAAAUUGUUGGAACACUUCUAGGAUUUGAUGACUUUGUCAAUAUGGUGUUAGAAGAUGUUACAGAAUUUGAGAUUACACCUGAGGGCAGAAGAAUCACAAAACUGGACCAGAUACUGCUAAAUGGAAACAACAUAACAAUGCUGGUUCCUGGAGGAGAAGGACCUGAAGUAUAAAUGGAUACAGUUGUCAUCUGUGAAGACAUAUAUAUAUAUAUAUAUAUAUAUAUAUAUGUAUAGAAUAUAAUAUAAAUAGAGCUUUUGGGAUAUGGGUGUGUUUGUUGGUUAUUUAUUUUGUUUACGCACUCUUGCAGUUGAUAUUUGAUAACAGAGAGUGAUUUCCUCUUCAGGAAAGGUGCACUGCUAAUGAUGAUGCUGACUUCGUAAGUUGAAAUCAUUACUUUUUUGUAAAGAUGCACAAAUCUGUCCUGAAUAAAAGACUUUCUUUUUAUUA
Melopsittacus undulatus (budgerigar) is the source of this 561-nucleotide messenger RNA. RefSeq names its product LSM5 homolog, U6 small nuclear RNA and mRNA degradation associated (gene LSM5). NCBI's taxonomy places the organism in Eukaryota, Metazoa, Chordata, Aves, Psittaciformes, Psittaculidae. The coding region runs from base 9 to 284 and encodes 91 amino acids. Gene Ontology annotation, molecular function: RNA binding. Gene Ontology annotation, biological process: mRNA splicing, via spliceosome. The record is from RefSeq and is a predicted model, not a curated record. The transcript has 5 exons. Gene Ontology annotation, cellular component: U6 snRNP; U4/U6 x U5 tri-snRNP complex; Lsm1-7-Pat1 complex.